Messenger RNA from Drosophila serrata, 742 nucleotides. RefSeq lists its product as uncharacterized. The record is from RefSeq and is a predicted model, not a curated record. NCBI's taxonomy places the organism in Eukaryota, Metazoa, Arthropoda, Insecta, Diptera, Drosophilidae.
CUAUAACUAUAAUCAAUAUCAAUCACGUACAAAAUGAGCUACUUAAAUCAAAUCCGACCAGUUCUGUUCCUAUUUUACACGGUGGAGACGUUAGUUAACAUUAUCCUGAUCCACUAUUACCUAUCCCUAUUGAAUUUUAUUCAUGAAACUCAAGAGUUGGUGAAUAAAAGUACAUGGUACUACAGCUACUUGGUGUGCUACUACUUCUUCACUGUGAUGACACUGUUCGCCUGCGUGAACGUUUGUACUAAGAACCAACCCUCGAUCCUUGAGGAAGUUUUGCGCCCGUUGGUGGCAUUUAUUUCGUAUACGCUAUUAACAAUGUUAGCUUUGUAUCAUGCUGAGAAUGACUUUACGUUGAUGUUCCCCAAAACGACGAAUAAGGAUUUGUUCAAACCGGAGGAGAAACUGCAAUCAUACUUUAAAUUAAUACGUUCCCAGGCGACAGCCUCACUGGCAUGCAGUGUGGUCUAUUUGCUGCACUUCCUUAUCGCCCUGGAUGUCCUGUUGUCCAAUGACGAUACGGACAGCGAAAUUGAGAGCUCCAGCGAUUCCACGGGUAUGGACCAGAUCGAGGAGGACUAUCAACCGGUUCGGCUAUAUGUCCUGGGAAGUUACUUGCAACGCUGGCUGGAGACGUUCCAGUGGUUUCGUGACUACGUCAGCGAUGGUCUUCAGGAUAUCUGAGUGCCAGCAAUUCAAGCCUGAAUGAUUUAAUAAAGGACUUAUUUUGCAUACGUAA